Gastrolobium bilobum is the source of this 600-nucleotide messenger RNA. Its product is annotated as NDR1/HIN1-like protein 12. The transcript has 2 exons. Bases 1 to 600 code for a protein of 199 amino acids. Lineage: Eukaryota; Viridiplantae; Streptophyta; Magnoliopsida; Fabales; Fabaceae. Gene Ontology annotation, cellular component: plasma membrane. The record is from RefSeq and is a predicted model, not a curated record.
AUGGAAUUCCGUGAAAUUGUAGGGAAUGGAAAGGGAGAGAAUGGCCAAGGCAAUGAGGUAAUGCCAGUUAGGGAUGAAGGAGAGGGAGCUGAGAAGAAGCGUGUAGGGAUUAGGAGGGGAGGAAUUCAUGGGCAGAUUAUAUUGGGAAUUAUUGUUGUCAGCAAUGCUCAUCUAGACCUUCUGAGAAAUGACUAUGCUGGUCUGCUCCAAACCCAAAUCACCAUUGUUGUGACUGCACAGAAUGGGAAUGCCAAGGCUCAUGCAACAUUUUCUGACAUAACCUUCAACCUUAGCUACCAAAGCCAAGACAUAGCACUGCUGGUUGCAGACCCAUUUGAUGUGGCCAAGAACAGUUCAAAGAAUCUCAACUAUGUUGUUCAAUCAUCAUCUAUACCAUUAACUCCUGAUCAGAUGGAGGAAGUGGAUGAUUCGUUGAAAAGAAAUGAGAUUGGUUUUGAUUUCAAGGGAAACGCGAGGACACAGUGGAGGGUAGGGCCUAUAGGGUCUGUUAAGUUCUUGUGUCAUCUGAAUUGUGACCUCAAGUUCCACCCUGUUAAUGGGAGCUACAUACCCUCGCGGUGCACCUCCAAAUCAAAAUGA